AUGGCGACAGCAACCGGUCGAGACGUCGGGAACGGCAGCGCAAGGUCUCGCAAGCGCGCCUCUGACGAUGGCGACAGCUUCCCCAAGCGACCCAGGCUCGAGGCCAAGACGGAUCUCACGAGAUGGAGAGUCAAGGAUGACGACAGCCGCCACACGUGGCACUAUCUCGCCGACGACAAGGCGGCCGCAGAGUGGCCUCAGAGCUAUGCAGAGAAGUGGUAUCUGAACCUGCCAUUGGACCUGCCUGCCCUUCCGAAAGCCGAAACACCGCUUCAGGCUGCUGAGAAUGGCCUCACCUUCUUCGAAAAGCUUCAAUUGCCCUCGGGCCACUGGGGCUGCGAGUACGGCGGCCCCAUGUUCCUCCUCGGCGGCAUCGUCAUUACCUGGUACGUCACCAAGACGCCGAUUCCCGACGCCUACGCGACCGAGAUCAAGAACUACAUCACUGCACGAGCCCACCCCGAGGAUGGCGGCUGGGGGCUUCACAUCGAAGGCGAGAGCACUGUGUUCGGCACCGCCAUGAACUACAUCGUUCUUCGCCUAAUUGGAGUGGACGCCGAAGACCCUGUGAUGGUCAAGGCGAGGGCGACUCUGCACAAGAUGGGCGGCGCAGUCAAUGCGCCUCACUGGGCCAAAUUUUGGCUCGCAGUGCUGGGCGUCGUGGACUGGGACAUUGUAAACCCUGUGCCCCCCGAGAUCUGGCUGCUGCCCGACUGGGUGCCGAUUGCUCCCUGGCGGUGGUGGAUUCAUAUUCGACAAGUGUUUCUGCCCAUGGGAUACAUCUACUCGAAAAGAUGGAGCUGCGAGGAGACGGACAUUACUCGGGAGCUGAAGCAAGAGCUGUUCGUCCAGCCUCACGCCGAGAUCAACUGGGCAAGCCACCGAAACAGGAUCUCGCCCAUCGACAACUACCACCCCAAGUCAUGGCUGCUCAACUCAGUCAACUGGGUCCUGGUGAAUGUGUACAAUCCGUAUCUCCGCUUCAACUUUAUCAAAGAGAGAGGCGAGAAAUGGGUCAGCGAGCUCGUCGACAUGGAAGAUGCCAACACCGAGUAUGCAUGCCUGGCGCCGGUUAAUGCUCCGAUGAACACGCUUGUGUGCUAUAUCCGAGAUGGCCCCGACGCAUUCACCACGCAGAGGCACAUUGAGAGACUGGACGAGUAUCUAUGGGUGAAGGAUGAAGGAAUGCUGUGCAAUGGCACAAACGGCGUCCAGUGCUGGGACACUGCCUUUGCUAUCCUUGCGGCUGUCGAGUCUGGGCUGCACGUCCAAGAACGCUGGAAGCCCAUGCUGGUCAAGGCCCUGGAGUAUUUGGACAGGCAGCAAAUCAGGGAGAACUGCAAGGACCAGGAGAAGUGCUAUCGACAGCCCCGAAAGGGCGGCUGGCCGUUUAGCAACCGGGAUCAGGGCUACGGCGUGAGCGACUGCAUCUCGGAGGCGCUCAAGGCCGUCAUCCUGCUGCAGAAGACGGAAGGCUACCCGCAGCUGUUGGAGGACCGGCGCAUCUUUGAUGCCGUGGACACACUGCUGCUCUACCAGAACGACAACGGGGGCGUCUCGUCGUACGAGGCUCGAAGGGGUGGCGAAUACCUCGAGAUGCUGAAUGCCGCCGAGGUGUUUGGCAGGAUCAUGAUUGAGUACGACUAUCCAGAGUGCACAACAGCGUGCGUUACGGCAUUAUCACUCUUCCACAAGCAUUGGCCCGACUACCGAACCAAGGACGUGGAGCUGUUCAUCAAGCGUGCCACCAACUGGAUCAAGACGAACCAGAGGCCCGACGGCAGCUGGUACGGAAGCUGGGGCAUAUGCUUCACAUAUGCUGGCAUGUUUGCGCUGCAAAGCAUGGCGGCCAUUGGAGAGACGUACGCCAACAGCCAGAUUGCCAGGGCGGGCUGCGAUUUCCUGAUUUCCAAGCAGCGGGAGGAUGGCGGUUGGUCUGAGAGCUACCGGGCUUGCGAAACCAUGACAUAUGUCGAGCACGAGUCGGGAUCCCAGGUGGUGCAAACGGCCUGGGCGCUCAUCGGGCUCAUGGCGGUGGACUAUCCCGACGUGGCCAAGAUCAAGAAGGGCAUCCGGCUGAUUACGAGCCGGCAGCAGGCCAACGGCGAGUGGCUGCAGGAGGCGAUUGAGGGCGUCUUCAACAAGUCGUGCAUGAUUUCGUAUCCCAACUACAAGUUUACCUUUACGAUUAAGGCGCUGGGGAUGUUUGCCAAGAGAUAUCCGGACGAGAGGCUGUAA
This is a messenger RNA of Trichoderma reesei QM6a, 2238 nucleotides long. RefSeq names its product lanosterol synthase. Lineage: Eukaryota; Fungi; Ascomycota; Sordariomycetes; Hypocreales; Hypocreaceae. The record is from RefSeq and is a predicted model, not a curated record. Gene Ontology annotation, cellular component: lipid droplet. Gene Ontology annotation, biological process: triterpenoid biosynthetic process; ergosterol biosynthetic process. Gene Ontology annotation, molecular function: lanosterol synthase activity. The coding region runs from base 1 to 2238 and encodes 745 amino acids. The transcript is spliced from 3 exons.